This is a messenger RNA of Triplophysa dalaica, 6827 nucleotides long. RefSeq names its product ring finger and CCCH-type domains 2 (gene rc3h2). Lineage: Eukaryota; Metazoa; Chordata; Actinopteri; Cypriniformes; Nemacheilidae. The transcript is spliced from 19 exons. Gene Ontology annotation, molecular function: metal ion binding. The record is from RefSeq and is a predicted model, not a curated record. Bases 887 to 3973 code for a protein of 1028 amino acids.
CCUUUGGACCUUCACAUUUUCGUCGUUUACAAAUGUGAUCUGCUCAAACGCGAUCACAAUGUGACACAAUCGCAUCUUCUGACAUUCACUUUAAUAUUCGCUGUCUCUUUAAAACACAUGCAGCCCACGCCUCGAAAAGCGGCUCGUUCCGGCUUUGCCCCUUUACAUCUUUAUCCUUGCCCCCUAGAUGAAAAUAGUACCGUGCAAAAUAUCCGACAACAACAACCAACGUCAUAUUAUGUUAAAACGGCACAAUGUAAGUAUCCACCGGUGACAUUUAAGUGCAAAGAAGCACAAGUGAAGUUCUUUUCUGUCCGCGUGAAUACGCGGCGGAGGGAUUUCGGGUCUCAAUCUCACUGGUGGACGGAUCGUGAAAUUGCGAAACAUACUAUACCGAAGGCGGGGGCGAUCAAUAUUAUUUAGGUAAUGAGAGCGUUGCUUGGAAACGUCCCAAUAGAGAGCGGUGGGCUUAUGAAUAUUGAUUACGUAACGCAUACGUCAGAUCGCUGCCUUCCAAUGCCGCAUGCUUGGCUCAUGAAUAUUAAAGACACAGGACGUGAUCAUAGUGGGAUUUGUUGACGGCUCAUGGGAGUGUACCUGCCUCUUGAACAUGUCGCGCUGUCAAGGAACGCGCUCCCGAAUUUCUGGAACCGACAUACGUGAUUUUAUGUGAUGUCUGGGCGGAAUGAAAAGACCGCAAAAACCGGGAAAAAAACAAGUUCGGCUCCCGUGUGAAUAACUGCAUGCGAUGAAGAAUUUGAUCUUGACGGCGAAGUGCACAUAAACUAUGGACGGUUAUGAUGACACUCUACGGUGUGUUUAAGGCGCUGGGGCGUGGCGGCAUGCGAUCUACCUGAGCGUGUGGGCUCCACCUGGAGGUGACAGGAUGCCGGUGCAGGCGGCACAAUGGACUGAGUUUCUAUCCUGCCCCAUCUGCUACAAUGAGUUUGACGGCAGCGAGCACAAGCCCAUCAGCCUGGGCUGCUCGCACACCGUCUGCAAGACCUGCCUGCACAAACUGCACCGCAAGGCCUGUCCUUUUGACCAGACGGCCAUUAGCACCGACAUCGAUGCACUGCCGGUCAACUGUGCCUUGUUGCAGCUGGUGGGGGCGUCGGUUCCAAUGGGAGAGACUGUAAAUGUGGGCAGUGCUGAAGACACAAGACAUUAUGAAGUGUGCAGGAUGUGUGUAGAGGAGCUGGCACCGUAUCUCAAACCCAUAAGCGGAGGGAAAGGUGUGGUUGCGUCACUCAGUCAGAGCUCGCUCAGUAGACCCAUGCAGAGGAAGCUGGUGACUCUUGUGAACUGUCAGCUGGUUGAGGAGGAGGGGCGUCUGCGGGCAAUUCGGGCGUGCAGAUCUCUGGGUGAGCGCACUGUCACUGAACUGAUCCUACAGCACCAGAACCCACAGCAGCUCUCCGCCAACCUGUGGGCUGCUGUGCGGGCACGCGGCUGUCAAUUCCUCGGACCUGCCAUGCAGGAAGACGCUUUGAAGCUUGUGCUGCUGGCUCUAGAGGACGGCUCGGCUCUGUCACGGAAGGUUCUGGUUCUGUUCGUGGUGCAAAAACUGGAAGCGCGGUUCCCUCAGGCCUCAAAGACCAGCAUCGGUCAUGUUGUUCAGCUGCUGUACCGCGCCUCCUGCUUUAAGGUGACCAAACGGGAUGAAGACUCCUCCCUCAUGCAGCUGAAGGAGGAGUUUCGCACUUACGAGGCUCUUCGUCGCGAACACGAUGCUCAGAUCGUUCACAUCGCCAUGGAAGCUGGACUGCGUAUCUCACCCGAGCAGUGGUCGUCUCUGCUGUACGGAGACCUCAUCCACAAAUCCCAUAUGCAGUCAAUCAUAGACAAGCUCCAGUCUCCAGAAUCCUUUGCAAAGAGUGUGCAGGAGAUCACUAUAAUCCUGCAGAGAACAGGUGAUCCAGCCAACCUCACCAGCCUCAGAGUUCCUCUGGAGCUGCUCGCCGCCAUCGACCACAACCCUGAUGCGGCUGCUCCGUCCUGGGGAGAAUUGGAAAGUGUGUUAUUGGCCGUGAAGGUGAUCAUCCACGGGCUGGUGGAAUUCAUCCAAAACUUCAGCAAAAAGAGCCACGAAAGCACUCAGACUCAACCAAACAGCAAGUACAAGACCAGCAUGUGCAGAGACUUAAGGCAGCAGGGCGGGUGUCCGAGAGGAGCCAGUUGUACUUUCGCUCACACACAAGAGGAACUGGAGAAGUACAGAAUAAGAAAUAGGAAAGCCGGUGGGGCGGUGAGACCCUUUCUCCCAGUUUCAACAGUAAUGCCCAAAGGGGGCACCAAUGGGGUAACUCCAGGGUCAGAAGUGGGCACGGGUGAGCUGAAGAACUAUGAAACAGAGGAGACAUCAGGAGAAUCAUCUCCCACUCAGCUCAUCCCUAGAGGAGGAGACAACCAAGACGAAACUCUCCUCAAUGGACUGACUACUACCAGCCAAGACAAUCGGGGUCGGUCUUCUGUGAAGGCUGUAGAGGAUAACUGUGGUCCUCAUGAACACAGGUCUGUUCUCGCGAGACCUCAUCCUAAGCUUUGCUACUCUCAGGACCAGAGAACACUGUAUGACCUCCCACCGUACCACCAUCCUCCCAUUCCUCCUCAAAAGUCACGUAGCACACGUUUCCCUCGGUCCAACAACAUACCUGAGUCCACGUUACCCCCUUCAGUGGGUUCCCUGUACCCGGAUCAGCACCCCUCAAUCCCUCCUCCAGACAGAUCAGGCCACGCCCCUAUUGGUCCUUCUUGUCCUUACUCUAUGUCCCAAGCACACGGCAUGUACACGCCCGUCUACGACAGCAGACGCGGGUGGAGACCGGCGCUGUAUCCCAGGGAGGGAGGCCGGAGCAACUCGCUCCCUCAGGAAGUUUUCCAUUCCACGGUCUACCAGCCGCCAAUACGGGAGCGCUACAACUCGCUGGACAGCCCCUACUGCAGCACAAUGGAUCAGCGGGCAGCGAUGCACAGGGACUCGUACGCCCAUGUUCCUCUCGGGUAUGAGGAACUGUAUCGCCACAAACAGGAACAGUGGGCACAUCACCACGGCAACAUGAACAGACCUUCCCAACCAUCUCCUGUUUUCACUGUAGAUUUCUGCCCAGAGAAUCCUGAGGGUGUGGGUGGUGGGUGUACGACUUGUAAGUGUCACGGUGGAGAAGAGAGUCUUGCCCACUACUCUCCCUGGUCGUGCGGCACCAUCAGCCCCUUUGAGUCAGAGCCCCACCAUUUGUCAACCCACUCCUGUUCCAAACAGCCAGAAGGGGAGAGCGGAUGCAAACGGUGGCUUCACGUGUUAGAGCCUUACAGGAGACUGAAAGAUGAAGAUCCCAUCAUUCCUUUCGGAGAGGGGCCAAUCAUUUCCAAAUGGGGAGCCAUUUCUCGAGCCUCUCGCACUGGCUAUCACACCACUGACCCGAUCCAAGCCACCGCCUCACAGGGAAGCGUCGGUACAACAUCAGUCAAUUUCAGAGAUUACGGCUCUCAUAUCGGUCACAGUGACCUCAGAUGGGGCCCACGCGGAUCUGAUUCCUCCAGUCACUCCAGCUUUCUAGAGAGCGAACAUCUUCCAGUGUCGGGUCUGCACGGCAGACGUUAUUCCUUCAGCAGCGCGUCAAAGCAAGCCUCAGAUAUGCUGGGGAAAGAUGGGGCAGACAGCGAGCCGGACAGAGACAUCGAGUUAGAGCUUUCUGCUCUGGAUAUGGAGGACAUUGAGACACAGGGCUGCAAACCUGAGGCUCUUUACACACAAAGACGCUCAGAUAAGAGUCAUCCUUCUACGGCCUUCAGUACUUACGGUUCCCAGCUACCUGACAGAAUGGACGCCCAUCUUAUGAAGAAGAUGGCAUUCAGGAAGACCUUCUCACCUGGAGGUCUUAGUAUGGGGAAGAUACCAAUGUGCUCGCCCAGGCCUGGAGACCCCCCACGACCCAGUCCAGGACCCGAGGUGCUGCUAAACGGGAACUGAAGGGGCCGGACACAACAAGCCCCUCACAUUCCAAUUCCAAGGGGUCAUGCCAAGAAACCACCAUACUCCUUAGGUAGAAGGUAGAGUUGUCCUUAUAGGAGUCAAAUGAGGCGGCGAGACGCAGCCGGAAGCCUUCUUUAGUUAUGUGUUCUCUUCAUAAGAGCUAGCUAUGCCCUCUGUAAUCACUUGACAUCUAUUCCCAGUUUGUUUGUUGUUUUUUAAUCACCGCUUGUGGAUGAAUGUUCAUGUUGAGUCACAAACUCCACCUCAGGUAACUGUUGAUGUCAGCCAAUCAAAACUCACUCCAAACUAGGAACCAAUUACCCACGUCCCAUCACUCUGUGCAAAUGGUCUCUUUGGAUAGAUUAUUUUAGGUGUAUCAAUGUUUACAAUUUCAAAUAUAUAUAUAUAUAAUAUAUAUAGUCAAAUAAACAGUAUAUCAAGAAUAACCAAGGUGCUUGGAAUUAAUAGUACUUGCAUUAUUACUGCAGUGUUGGCCGCUGAAAUGUGCAUGUUGGGCGUCGUUCUUCGAAACAAUCAUUGAAUAUUGUUUUAAUGUCAUCACGUGGUAUACAAAUUUCAUAGGCAAUCGUUAUUUAAAUUCUUAAAGGAAUAGUUCACACAAAAAUUGAAAUUACCACAUUCAAUGGAAGUAAAUAGGGACUGGGGUCACCCAGCUCAAAAAGUUGCAUAAAUCUCCUGAAGCUGUACACUUGAUUUGGGUUCACGUAUGUUUAUUAUAAAAGAUGAUCUCUCAAGACAUGUUGUGCCAGGUUUGGACAUUGUCGGUGGUCAUAGAUGUGGCACCAUUGACUUUUGACAAUAUUGCCACAAAUAAGAUGAGAGGUUUUUUGCCACGUUAAUUUAGCCUCUUUUGUAUUUUUAUUGUUUGGUGUGCUGUUCCUUUAAUCCAUAUAAAAAGCACAAGAGUUUCACAGCUGUUGUGAAAACAGUGUCGUUUUUCUCAAAGAUGAAAUACACGUACAAAUAUUCAGUGAGUUUAAACACAGAAUACAGUUUCUCUUAGAUGUUAUGCGCAUCAGUGCUGGCUUUUUAUUUGUAGUGGACAAAACAUGACGUCAGUUUUCAUUGCUUUCAUUUGUUGCGGUAUGACUUAACAAAGGCAAUUUACAGGAGACCGAGUUCUUGUAUCUUUCAGAAUUAGUGUUUACCCUUAUUUAUUGGAAAACAUUUCUAACUUCCAUGAAGUUGUUAUCAAAAUGUUGUGUAUCUCAUAUUUGGUCAAGAUCCUAUCCACAGCAUCAACACACGAUUUUCAGUAUGAGUUCAUAUCUGAUAGACAACUCAAAAACAAUUGACUUACAUGAUGACUUGCAUACUGAGAUUUAGAUUUGUGCAAUGAAACGUGUUGCUAAGAGGGUUGAGAAUUUAUAAAGAGAUGGUAUAUUUGUUGACAUCACAUGUUAAAAACUCGCUGAUUUAAAUAUCAUUUUUUUUCAAUCAAUAAUUUAUGAUGGGACGGUUUCUGCUUUUAUGGUUUAUUCCAAAAAAACGGUAACUGAAUACUCAUUUGUUAAAAAUAAUUUGCCUGGACCAGUGUCUGUUAUAUGUUUAUACAGUAUAUGUGUACGAAUGAGCAAAUGUAUGUCUUGUUUGAGUAUGAAACAGAAUAUGAAAGCAUUAUCACUUAAGACUGUUAAAUUCUCUGCUAUUUUUGUUUUUGAUAAACUAAGAUCGUCUAUAAGAGUUUUUUUUCUGGUCUUGGCUUAAGUAGUCUUAAUAAAUCUCACUUUGCCUCCUGUAGUCGAAAUGACAUCAAAAACAUAUUAGUUUUAAUCUAACUCAUAAAACACAAGGUUCAGCUCAUGCUUCAUCAAUGAAAAACUUCCAAUUAAACAGUUUUUUCUCUUUUAAAUUCGUCUUCAUACUUUUAAUGAAAUUGGGUUACUAGUUAUACAUGUUUCUUGCUAGAUGUCAAAUUGCCUUUACAAUAGCGUUUUACUUUUUUAUCACCCAAUGCAAUGCAACAUCGCCUUAUUCUUAAGUGUUUUACGAGUGUCUAUCAGCCUAGCUUGGCUCUGUAUCAUGCAUGCUGCCUUUGGCGAAGCCAUUCUUUGGCAGAGGAGGUAUGAUUGUGUAUCUGUCACACAAAAACCCAGCGCUGUGAGUCUCCUGCACUUGUGUGGCCGAAUCUUGCAUCCUACACACUUCCUAUUGCACUUAUUGUCUGCUCUUGUGGAUUUAUAUGGAUUGUGAUUGUUAUUUUAUAUCCAUAGUUGCAUAGUUUUUUUUCCCUUGGAAAUGCAGAUUUUGUUUGCAUCUGAAUUUUAAAAAUUUGCUUUGAUGUUAUUAUGGGUCAGGACAUUUUUGGCUGUGAUGAGCUGCUUGUAUUGUCUGUGUGCAACCGCCAAAACAAAUUGAUGUGUUGGAUACUUUUACGUCUGUAUUAGACAUUUUAUUUGCAAAUCUAUUGUUCGAUUCAAUUGUAAAUGAAUAUAAGAUGGGCAUCCGUCAUUUUUUACAGCCAGGGCCAUCAUUAGAUGGACAUACUGCACAUUUGUAAGAUAUAUAAUCAGCUAUAUUAAAAUAUAUAAGGCUAUUUAUGGUCAAAGAGAGAGAUUUUUAAAUUUAGGAAUAUCUUUUGAUGAAAUAAUAGAAACUAUUUAUGUCACUUUUUCUUUUAAAAUACCACUUGGCAAAGGUUUCCCUUUUUCAUGUGGCAAGGAAAGAAAUACUAUAUAUAGAGAUGUAGCCAAUGCACUGGUUUUGGUUGUUUGUUAUUGCUCUUGUAUUAUGCCUAAGCUUUGCUCCGAUAUGUAGGGCAAGCUUGUGAAAUGAAUUUAAAGGUCAUGACACAUAGCUGCAUGGCAAGAAAAUAAACACAGUUACAUCA